AUCAAAAUGGAGAUGACAACAAAAAAGAAAAUACACUGAGUGUCGGAUACUUUCAACUGUUUCGAUUCGCUACCUGGAAAGACACCAUGAUGAUGGUAGUGGGGGGUUUGUGUGCCCUAAUACAUGGUGCAGCUUCGCCUCUCAUGCUUCUGGUGUAUGGCAUGAUGACAAACACGUUUGUGGCUUAUGAGCUGGAGGUCCAAGAACUGAAAGACCCAAACAAGUACUGCAGCAACAACACCAUCUAUUGGAUAAAUGGCUCCGUUUAUGAAACACCUGAAAACAGCACUGUCUACUGUGGGGUGGAUAUUGAAGCACAGAUGACCAUGUUUGCAUAUUACUAUAUUGGAAUUGGAUUAGGAGUUCUUUGUGUUAGUUAUUUUCAAAUUGUCUUCUGGGUGACGGCGGCCGCAAGACAGACUCAGAGAAUCCGAAAGACUUAUUUCCAAAAAGUAAUGCAAAUGGAGAUCGGAUGGUUUGACUGCAACUCUGUUGGUGAACUGAACACCAGGAUUUCUGAUGAUAUCAACAAGAUCAACAACGCCAUCGCUGACCAGGUGUCUAUCUUCAUUGAGAGGAUCUCCACAUUUGUGUUUGGCUUCAUGGUUGGAUUCAUUGGCGGGUGGAAGCUGACUUUGGUGGUCAUAGCCGUGAGCCCGCUGAUUGGUAUAGCUGCUGGACUGAUGGCUAUGGCUGUGGCCAGGCUGACGGGACAAGAGCUGGAGGCCUAUGCGAAGGCAGGGGCAGUGGCUGAUGAGGUCCUGUCAUCCAUUAGAACAGUAGCAGCGUUUGGGGGGGAAGAAAAAGAAGCUGAAAGAUAUGACAGAAACCUUGUGGAAGCUCAGAACUGGGGCGUGAAAAAGGGCACAAUCAUAGGAGUGUUUCAGGGAUACCUUUGGUGCAUCAUUUUCCUCUGCUACGCUCUGGCCUUUUGGUAUGGGUCUAAAUUGGUCAUCGACACCAAGGAGCUGUCCCCUGGUAGCCUUAUUCAGGUGUUUUUUGGAGUACUCAUGGCAGCUAUGAACCUUGGUCAGGCCUCACCGUGCCUGGAGGCCUUUGCUUCUGGUCGUGCAGCUGCAAAGAACAUCUUCGACACAAUUGAUCGGGAACCAGUAAUUGAUUGUUUCUCAGAAGAGGGUCACAAAUUAGACAGAGUUAAUGGUGACAUUGAGUUCCAUAAUGUCACUUUCCACUACCCAUCCCGGCCUGAAAUCAAGAUUUUAAAUGAUCUGAGCAUGCAGAUUAAAGCAGGAGAAACCACUGCUUUUGUUGGACCAAGCGGAUCUGGAAAGAGCACCACAGUCCAGCUCAUCCAGAGGUUUUAUGAUCCAAAGGGAGGAUUGGUGACUUUGGAUGGCCAUGACAUCCGUACUUUAAACAUCCAGUGGCUCCGAUCUCUCAUUGGUAUAGUAGAGCAGGAGCCAGUGUUGUUUUCUACAACCAUAGCUGAAAACAUCCGCUUUGGUCGACCUGGAGUUACCAUGGAAGACAUUAUCCAGGCAACAAAGGAGGCUAAUGCCUAUAAUUUUAUAAUGGAACUACCCCAGAAAUUUGACACUACGGUGGGUGAAGGUGGAGGCCAGAUGAGUGGAGGACAGAAACAGAGGAUCGCUAUUGCUCGAGCUCUGAUCCGAAACCCCAAGAUCCUGCUGUUGGAUAUGGCCACAUCCGCCUUAGACAAUGAGAGUGAAGCUGUUGUCCAGGAAGCACUUGAUAAGGUGCGCAUGGGCAGAACAACAAUUUCUAUAGCCCACCGUCUGUCCACAAUUAGAAAUGCAGAUGUCAUCGUUGGUUUCGAGCAUGGACAGGCUGUGGAGAGGGGGACACACAGUGAGCUACUAGAAAGGAAAGGUGUCUACUUCACCCUGGUCACCCUGCAGAACCAAGGCACAUCCAGUACAGCUAAUGAUGGAGUCAGUGAAGCUCAGGAAGAGGACUUUGAUCUGAAAGUGAGGAGUUUAAGAAGUGGAAGUUGCAGAUCCAUCAAAGGGAGCUUUGGUCGGCUGCGAUCUCAGAGCAAAUUGUCAAAUGAUUGUGUCCCUGAUGCAUUAUCAGGCAGCCUCAAGAUCCUUUCGGACAUGGAGAUCAUACCAGAAAAUACUUUUGCCAUUCGUGACGUGAAUGAACAGAGGGAGCAAAUCAAUGGGAUAUGUGUUCUGUUUUGCAUUGUAGCUGUGAUUAGUUUCUUCUCACAGUUUUUACAGGGAUAUGCUUUUGCUAAAUCUGGGGAGCUGCUGACCCGCCGUCUGAGGAAAGUGGGCUUCCAGGCCAUGUUGAGACAGGAAAUUGGCUGGUUUGAUGACCCCCAAAACAGCCCGGGAGCUCUUACCACCAGACUGGCUACUGAUGCAUCCAUGGUCCAGGGGGCAACAGGUUCUCAGAUUGGCAUGAUCGUUAACUCAUUGACCAGCAUUGGAGCAUCUUUCAUCAUUGCCUUCUACUUCAGUUGGAAGUUAACUUUGGUAAUUAUGUGCUUCCUGCCACUCAUUGGGCUAUCUGGGGUAUUCCAAGCCAAAAUGCUGACAGGUUUCGCAAAUGAAGAUAAAAAGGCCAUGGAAGCAGCAGGGCGGGUAUCCAGUGAAGCUCUUGCCAACAUCAGGACCAUUGCAGGCAUUGCCAAAGAGAGCUCAUUUGUGAAAUCAUAUGAGCAGAAACUCGAGCUUCCAUAUAAAUCUGCCAAAAAGAAAGCCAACAUCUAUGGCCUCUGUUUUGGCUUUGCUCAGUGUGUCAUCUUCAUGGCAUAUGCUGCUUCAUUUAGAUACGGAGGCUAUCUGGUUAGCUCUGAGGGGUUACAAUACAUGUUCGUUUUCAGAGUGAUUUCAGCUGUAGUAAUCAGUGGGACGGCGCUGGGAAAAGCUUCCUCCUUCACGCCGGAUUACGCCAAAGCCAAAACUGCUGCUGCUCAGUUUUUCAAACUGUUGGACAGAGUUCCUAAAAUCAGCAUAGGACACAAAGAUGGAGAGAAAUGGGAUACGUUCAGAGGUGAAAUAGAGUUCCUCAACUGUAAGUUCACCUAUCCAACACGGCCAGAUACCCAGGUGUUGAAUGGCCUGGUUGUAUCUGUGAAGCCUGGUCAGACUUUGGCGUUUGUUGGGAGCAGCGGCUGUGGGAAAAGCACCAGUGUUCAACUGUUGGAAAGGUUUUAUGACCCAGAUGAGGGCCGCGUGUUGAUUGAUGGUCGGCCAUCUCACACAGUCGAUGUGCCUUUCCUAAGAGCUCAGAUUGGCAUAGUGUCCCAGGAGCCGGUGCUGUUUGACUGCAGUAUAGCUGAGAAUAUACAGUAUGGACAAAACACACGUAUCGUCAGCAUGGAAGAAAUUGUAGAGGCUGCAAAGAAAGCCUACCUUCAUGACUUUGUGAUGACACUACCACAUAAAUAUGAGACUCAAGUUGGUGCUCAGGGCUCCCAGCUGUCAAGAGGAGAGAAACAACGCAUCGCCAUUGCCCGAGCCAUUGUCAGGAACCCCAAGAUCCUGCUCUUGGACGAGGCUACCUCGGCCCUGGACACAGAAAGUGAAAAGACUGUCCAGUCUGCUUUGGAUGAGGCAAGAAAAGGACGAACCUGCAUCGUCAUCGCUCACCGGCUAUCUACUAUCCAGACUGCUGACAUCAUUGCAGUGAUGGCUCGUGGAGUUGUCAUAGAGCAAGGCACACAUGAUAAACUCAUGGCCAAGAGGGGUGCCUAUUAUAAAUUGGUUACAACAGGUGCUCCUAUCAGCUAAGCACGUAUAAGCAUAUGAUGACAAUGAUUUUUAUAUAGGCCUCACUUUACAUUUCAUUAAUAUGGUGUCAUCUUGUGAUAUCACACUAAGAGUGUUUGAUGAAACACUGACAUUAGAUUCAUGCUACGCCCCCAGUCAUUCUACAUAAAUCAUGGGAAAACUUUUUUUCAGGAAGCAUAUACAGCGCGCAAAUUGUUCUCAUCUUCUGCUUUGAAUAACAAGUUUUAGUAAUUAUGUGGUUUAUUGUGAUUAUGUGGAGAUAAAACUAUUUAUUGUGUAUUUAUUUGUUUAUGAGUUUAAGAGUUUAAGAAUAAGACUUUUUACAAACAUCUGACCAUGUUUCUAUUGUUGGACUGAAAUUAAUGUGUUGACUUGUUCUUUGUGUAAUUUGUGAUUAUUUGUUUAUAAGUGUAGUCAUGUGUUCUUUUAGUAACUAAUACAGUUUUUGUAAUAGCACCUGACAGUGCCCAAAAAUCCUGAUAUUUGUUUGUUACUGUAAUGUUUUAAACCUUGUCAUUGGUCACAAAUGACUUUCAAACAUGAACAGUGAGCUUGGAGUUUUGGAGAUGUAUGUGAUGAAUCCUGAGUAUAAAAAUUUUAAAGGAGAAGCGACAAGAAUUUAAAACAAUUGUAUUACAAUGCACAGGAUUCUGGACAAAAGUCACCGUUAUUUCCUCAUUGAAAAUAAUAAAGUAUGUAAUGACCAUG
Molecule: messenger RNA, 4430 nt
Organism: Seriola dumerili (greater amberjack)
Lineage: Eukaryota; Metazoa; Chordata; Actinopteri; Carangiformes; Carangidae
Gene: abcb11a
Product: ATP binding cassette subfamily B member 11
Exons: 25
Coding region: 87-3722 (1211 amino acids)
Biological process (GO): transmembrane transport
Cellular component (GO): membrane
Molecular function (GO): ABC-type transporter activity; ATP binding; ATP hydrolysis activity
Source: RefSeq, a predicted model, not a curated record